UUUAGUGUCAUAUUGCCAGGGAUACGUCUUCACAACUAAAGAUUUGGUGGUUGAAUGGCUUAUUUUCCAGCAGUGGAACACCACUCCGAGUGCCAGUUCACUGACGGAUGUGGGUGCAUCUGAGAAGACUGAGAUAUUGGGGGACACUUACAGUUUCAUGGUCUCCAUCGUUCAUGAGCUACUUUGUGAUGAGGAGGGAACAGUGGAAUGGCUUGAAAAAUCUAAUACAGAUUUGAAGGACUAUCCAGUGCUGGUGUUAAGACUAGUUGUGAUAAUGUGUUUAAUUUGUGUGAACUCGGGAAAGCAUUUUGAUUUACUGUUUGAUUUGCUCGGUAGGAACUGCAUUAUUUCACAUCUACCAAAGCAGUUCUAUGAUGCCUUUCUUGGUAGACAGAAACGCAGUUUUGUUGAAGUACUUGCAGAAGCUCUAAAGCAGAUCGAGAGUGUGCUUGUGAUAGUGAGUUGGGGAAAUAAUCAUUUUCACUUCUCUCCUGAUGCAAUUCUUUUGGAUGAUGUGGUUAACCAAAACAAAGAGGGCAUACUGCGUGUAUUGUUUCCGAAAAAUGUUUCAAGCCGUGGACAGCAAUCAUUGGUCUAUAGUGAUUGUGGGAAAGCGUCUGAGCCUGAUUCUUCAAACUCAUCCACUGCAGACCAGAACAUGAAGGCGAGGAAUGAAGCUGAAGGAAAGGAUCUGCAAGAGAAUUAUGAACGCUUCUGUGAAAUAUUUAAUGCUCUGAAGCCAUUAGAGAAUGCAAAGGAUGCGGGCAUGGAAAAAUGCAAUUUAAAUAACCCAAGGGUGCAGGUCUUGGUGGAGAAAAGUAUCAACCUCAUAGUUGCUGUCAUGACCCAAUACUUUCAGAUGAUCCCUUGUGACAGUGAAGAUGAAAAGAUGGCUGGGGAACCAAACAGGGUCCACUGCGAAGAUGGGAAUCUUCUUUGGCAUGCAAACAGAAUGGUUGAUGGCUUUAAGCAGCUUUCUUAUCUGCUGAAUCGGAGUCCAGUUUUCAGUGGGGAGAAUCUUGAGAAAAACAUGUCAAAUUUUGAACUACUUUUGAAGCAGUUGCAGCCAGGAAAGGCGAGGGUAGAGCCUUUCAUGAGACAGAUAUGCUUGAAGAAUGCUGCAGCUGCUGGGUCCAGGACUACUGAAGAUAAAAACGGAUGAUGCUAUGCUGAAGAAAUCACAGCUAUGAAUAAUGGCCCAACAAGAGAAGUGAAAAAAAAUCUGGGAAAAAUGUAGUCGAAAAUUUUAUGUCUUCUUCAAUCUGCAUUUUCUAUUUAGUGUUGAAGAAAUAGCUUAUGACUCUUCAA
Messenger RNA from Vitis vinifera (wine grape), 1308 nucleotides. RefSeq lists its product as uncharacterized. Bases 158 to 1162 code for a protein of 334 amino acids. NCBI's taxonomy places the organism in Eukaryota, Viridiplantae, Streptophyta, Magnoliopsida, Vitales, Vitaceae. The transcript has 3 exons. The record is from RefSeq and is a predicted model, not a curated record.